GGGACGCGCCGUCCCAUUUCCCCGGCCGCCGCUGCACUCCGGGACCAGCGGGCGGGACGGGGCUGCGGCGCAGAGGCACCAUCCAAGGACUCUUGUGGAGCCCAGUAGCUGCUUAUAGGAGCUGAGCAUAUCUCAAGGUGCCUUUCAAGCAGAGGGAGCAGCACAGGCAGCCUACUCAGGAGCUGACAUGCAGCAGAAGAUCAGCUCUUUCUUUAAUUCCAUCUUGGAGCUCAUCCGUACCAAGCAUGAGGAAGGCAUCUUCAACACCAUCUGCCUGGCCGUGCUCUUGGGUCUACCCCUCGUUGUCCUGCUCACCUUCAUUUUCAUCUGCUGCCACUGCUGCUUCUGCAGACGGAGGGGAGGAAGCACAGGGAAAGGUGGCCCCAGCAGCAAUGGGCAGCUGCAUGCCGAGAGGAACAAGAAGAAGAAAAAGAAGAAGAAGAAGCAGCAGGAUGAAGAGGACCUGUGGAUCUCAGCUCAGCCCAAGCUGCUCUUGCUGGACAAGAGACCCUCCUUGCCCAUCUAGCAGACAGGAGGGUGUUCAGGUCCUCUCCUCUGAGAUGCCAUCAUUCCUUUCACCUGUGCACCAGGAGGGGCGAGGAGAUACCAAAGCUGCUGCCACUUUAUGGUAACUUUUGACAGAGGCUGACCCCAGCAUGCUGAAGGGCCAACAGGAAACAAGGCACAGGUUGUGCAAGCCUCUUCUCCCCUAUCAGGACAGCAUGCCCCAGGACAGAGACCCCUGCAAAGGACAGGUGAGCACACAGGGGUGACCUGCCAGCGGGUCCUACGUACCCCCUGCCAUGAGCACAGUGCAUGCAGUGCCAGUGGGGCUGGCGCACAGCGAAGGAGGUGCGAGGCUCUCCCUCUGCACUCACCUGCCAGCACACACGCUGUGGCACGGACGGGGGUGCACAGGACAACCUUCACCCACGGACCAAGCCACCUGCACACUCCCCCUGCACAACACAGACAGCUGAGUGGAGAAGGCCCAGACACAUCUCGUUUGCUUGCCCUGCCAUGGAGACAGCACAGCUUCACUGUCGAGGCUCCGUCCAAACCCAGUUCGCUUUAUAGACACAAAGCUGAGUUACCCCACAGCUCAAAGAUGUGCCAUCUACCAGGCCACCAAACCAGUCUCUACCAGCACUUGAAGCUAGAUGCCCUCAGCCCAACCUUAGAGACCUCAGACACCAUCCUAAGGCAGCACAGCAGAAGGAUGCCUUGCCACCUGGGCUAGAGGCAGGAAGGAGAGAGGAGGCUGCCAGACCAGCCCUUUUGCACCAGCACUUAAAACAUCUUCCUUGAAAGACUGUUUUAUACAAACUUGCCAUUAAAGAGCCCACCAUGCUACUGCAAGAGCAGAAACACAACCUGAGGCUGUGUAAAAGCUUUGCUAUGGGCAUUAGAGUUAUUUAUUAAAUGACUACUAGAGAAGAGCAGGACCAAAGGCCCUCUGGAACAGGACCAGGGACAUGGAAGCAGUAUUGAAGCAGCAGACAUUGUUUCCUGGCACACUCAGCCGUCACCUCUCCCUGCAGCCCUUGUGCCAUGUGUCAGACACACACAGACCCAUGAGCAGGUGCUGCCCCAGCUGAUGAGCUCUGUGUGCUGCACUGAAUGUUUCUGUAUGGCUGCCAGGCUGACCAGCUCUGGGAUUUUGAAUGUGCUGUAGAAGCAAAGUAAAUUCCAUGUGCACAGUCAUCCCUUACACAGGGACACAUUUUACAGCCAGACUAUGGACCUCUCUCCAUCCUCAUGUUCCUUGGAAAGACUGUUCAGCUGGGCACAGCAGCUAACAGGACCACACACAGCUCUCAUCCCUGCUCUGCUUCCCACCUGCCCCACCCUGGCUUGUGUUCCCAUCCUAUGUCCCUUGAGCUGGGAGUCUCCUGUGCUCCCCACUCUCCGCCCCCCCAGGCUCUGUGUCCCCCAUCUCAUUUUCCAUUGAGGGAAAUGGAAAAAUGUGUGUGUGAUGAGAAGCCUCAUCACAUCUGGGUUUUGCCCUGUCUGUACACUGGAUGUCUUCCUUCCAUUUUCUUCCACUUCUUAGGCUGCUGGAGCAGACCAGAGCUGCCAGCAUCUAGGGAACAAGCAGCCAAACCCACAUGGGCAAGCCUGGACAGAGCUGCUGGGCACAGCUGCUUCCAGCCCAGGCAAGGGUGAUGCCACCUUACCCGCAUUUGGAGGACAAAGCCACCAGCUGGAAGCAGCUGCUUGUGCCACCCGGUCCCAGCACAGCCUGUUUUGUCCAAUGCAGGCAGGGCUGUGAUGGUCACAUCAUGUCACAGGGUUUGGCUGCAUGUCACAGGGUUUUGUGUUGGGAACAGCCAUGAGGCUGGGCUCCUCCUCACACAGCCCUUUAAAUUGACCCCAUAUGUGCCUUAUUUUCCAGUUUGCUUUGUCACCAUUGAAAUUAGUGACUCCCUUCUGCUCCAAAA
Messenger RNA from Vidua chalybeata, 2441 nucleotides. RefSeq names its product KIAA0040 ortholog. NCBI's taxonomy places the organism in Eukaryota, Metazoa, Chordata, Aves, Passeriformes, Viduidae. The record is from RefSeq and is a predicted model, not a curated record. The transcript has 2 exons. Bases 188 to 526 code for a protein of 112 amino acids.